AUGGCGUUCUCCUUCGGCACACCCUCCAGCGGAGCCCCCAGCGGUAACAUGUUCGGCACGGCGGGCAAUACUUUCGGGUCCAAUCAGAAUAACUCGAACGCUGGCUCCACGGGCGGUAGUCUGUUUGGAAAUGUAGGAGCGUCAUCCACCAGCGGCACGACAUCACCUUCGCUGUUUGGAACCAGCUCCGCGGGCGGCCAGAUGUUUGGCAACGCUGGUACUGCUGCUACUACCACCGGUGGAAGCACGGGCGGAAACACUGGCUUUAGCUUCGGCAGCCAGGCCCAAAGUGGCACUCAGUCUGGCUCUCUGUUUGGUAGCUCGCAGACCCCCGGCAAGACAACUGGAUCAACUACACCUGGUCAGACUGCUACCAGCGGCUCACUAUUCGGUGGCGCUGGGAAAUCGGGACAGAGUUUGUUCGGCAACACGGCAGCCACGCCGGGUCCGGCUGCAGGUUCUUUGUUUGGCAACACCUCGACCACCCCAGCUGGCCCUCCGCCGGGGAAUAAGCCACCGAGCAUGUUUGGUGCCGCCUCCACUUCGACUCCUUCCACCGCUACGCCUUCUUCUACAACCCCUGCCACUGCGCAGCCGCAGCAAUCUGGCGGGAUGUUCGGAUCAGGCGCUACAGCCAACACAUCGAAGCCAUUGUUUGGAUCAGCUCAACCGUCUGCGCCGAGCGGAGGUUUGUUUGGCGCAGCAGGCCAAGCUAAGCCGGCCGAGUCGACCACUCCAACAUCCACUGCAGAGGGCGCUUCGAAGCCGCUCUUUGGCCAGGCCCCAAGUCCGGCCACAGGCGGUACCCCAGCUUCGCAGACUCCGUCUCUCUUCAAGAUGCCUUCCGCUGGCGGUGAUUCCGCACCCAAGCCCACCUUCCCUUCCCUUGGCGGCACGCCUGCUGCUACCACUACCACCACCGCCGCCACCCAGCCGUCUACAGGAACUCCCGCAUCGACGGCUACUCCUCAGAAGUCUCUAUUCCCGUCUAUUGGGGGUGCCGCAUCUACAGCUGCACCGUCAUCUACACCAACAGCCGCACCUUCUGGUGGUCUUUUCCCAAGUCUGGGUGGUGCCAACUCCACCCCUGCAACUACCCCGGGAACCGCAGCCUCUGCUCCCACUACCACAUCUGCAGCACCGGCUGCCGCUAAACCUAGCAUGUUCGGACAACCUCCCAGUUCUGCGGCGUCUACACAGCCUGCAACCGCUGCCAGCACUGCUGCAACAACAUCGGCUGCCCCGGCCAUGCCCACUGCCACCGCUGGAGCCGCUGGCGCAAGCUCCAACCUGGGCGCAUCUACGGCGGGUCCUGCUCCGCCUGCCCAGUCUCGUCUGAAGAACAAGACCAUGGACGAGAUUGUUACCCGAUGGGCGACCGACCUGACCAAGUACCAGAAAGAUUUCCGGGAGCAGGCGGAGAAAGUCGCUGAAUGGGACCGCAUGCUUGUGGAGAAUGGCACCAAGGUACAGAAGCUGUAUGGCAGCACCGUGGAUGCGGAGCGAGCUACACAGGAAGUCGAGCGUCAGCUGGCGUCGGUGGAGGGCCAACAAGAGGAGCUGAGCUCGUGGCUGGACCGGUACGAGCGAGACGUCGACGAGAUGGUGUCCAAGCAGGUCGGACCUGGCGAGUCUCUCCAAGGACCGGAUCAGGAGCGUGAGAGAACCUACAAACUGGCCGAGAAACUGUCGGAGCGCCUGGAUGAGAUGGGCAAGGAUCUCACCAGCAUGAUCGAAGAGGUGAAUGGCGCCUCGGCCACGCUGAGCAAAACCAACCGGGCAGAUGAACCGAUCUCACAGAUUGUCCGCAUUCUAAACUCGCACCUGUCCCAGCUCCAGGUCAUUGACCAGGGCACCUCAGAGUUGCAAUCCAAGGUCGCUGUCGCCCAGAAAGCUGGACAGUCAAUCUCGUCCCGGCUUGGUUACGGGUAUGGUGGUAGCCCAGGGAUGGGCAACGGCAACGCCGCCGAUGAUUUCUAUCGUUCGUACAUGGGCCGCCGGUAG
Penicillium lagena is the source of this 2004-nucleotide messenger RNA. Its product is annotated as putative nucleoporin Nsp1. Gene Ontology annotation, cellular component: nuclear pore; nuclear pore central transport channel. Gene Ontology annotation, biological process: RNA export from nucleus; protein import into nucleus. NCBI's taxonomy places the organism in Eukaryota, Fungi, Ascomycota, Eurotiomycetes, Eurotiales, Aspergillaceae. Gene Ontology annotation, molecular function: structural constituent of nuclear pore; phospholipid binding. The record is from RefSeq and is a predicted model, not a curated record. The transcript is spliced from 3 exons. Bases 1 to 2004 code for a protein of 667 amino acids.